Messenger RNA from Botrytis cinerea B05.10, 1776 nucleotides. RefSeq lists its product as hypothetical. Gene Ontology annotation, molecular function: protein binding. Bases 356 to 1735 code for a protein of 459 amino acids. Lineage: Eukaryota; Fungi; Ascomycota; Leotiomycetes; Helotiales; Sclerotiniaceae. The transcript is spliced from 3 exons. The record is from RefSeq and is a predicted model, not a curated record.
GGAGAGAAUAGAGUUGUUGACUCUGUAAUACAAUCCAGGGAUCAGAUAAAUCUCUUUUGACUCGAAUAAUAUAUUACAAUUCUUAGAAAUGAAGAUUUGGAUAUAUCACACAAUGACUCGGCAACAACCAUACCGUUGUAGAACCUUAUCAACGGAUUCGGGACCGAAUUUAUGGCGCCGGAAUAAUGCUAUUCCGGUCCCUGCCGAAGACAAGCCGGGCUUUGUUGCAUAUCUACAGAAUGGCUCGCAAAAUUGCCAUUUUGGCGAACGCGAAAAGGUGUAGUAACGUGACUAAUAAUUGAUUUGAUAUCUCAGUUCGUUCACAUGUGAUAAAGUUGAGUAUCGUCGACGCAUAAUGGAAACAAGUAAUAAGAAACCGACUCUUGUGGCUUCAACAAAUGAUAUAUAUUCUUGUUCCAUAUCAACUUCUCAUUUGCGCGAACAGGAGUUAAGGAAAAACGAUGCAACGCAAGAAGGAAUAGAAUGUGUGGAUGGUGAGGUGUUGAAGAGAGGCGAAAGUCACAGGAUCAGAGAUGAAGAUUUGGAGGUGAAUUAUUUUAAAAGUGCGCAAUGGACACCUGACGGAACAACCCUCCUGGCUUCCUCCGCCGAUAAUCAAAUUCGUACAUUCAUCCUCCCUCCUACACUUCUCGACGACCCUUCUACUCCACUAUCCCUCACUCCCUAUACAACACACGCAUUUCCUACCCCCGUGAACUGCAUUGCUCCCUACCCACACUACACACUCUCAGACCCCAGCACAACUCUCUAUCUUAGCUGUCCCAAUUCCCUCCCAAUCCGCCUCUCAAACAUUCUGUCUCUCACCGCUACUCCCCAAGCUAGUUACAAUCUAAUCUGUCCCACCACCGAAAGAUAUCUCACACCUGCAUCUAUUCUCUGGAGUUUUCCCGGAACUCAUUUUUUAACCGGAACAGAAUGUCUCAUAUCCCACUUCGACAUAUCUCGUCCUGGCUCUGGUCCUGUCACCAAGCUCCCCACUAUUCCUUCCAAGCGCCAUAAAAUUAAAGGCGGCGGCGUGGGAAUGCGCGGUAUUGUAAGUGCAUUGUCGCUGCAGCCAUGUACUGACCCGUCUGCUACAAGUAUCCUCGCAGCUGGCACUUGGACAAGGUGGCUUGGUCUCUAUGAUGCUUCUGGCUUGGGUGGAACUGUUGCUACGUGGGAUAUUUCCACAGCAGCCGAUAAAGAGGCGGGCAUUGGAGGGCAAGGGGUUAGUGAGGUGGGUUGGAGUAGCUGUGGAAGGUACUUGUGGGUUGCGGAACGGAAGACCAGAGGCGUGCUUGUAUAUGAUGUGAGGGUUACUGGAAAGCUGGUCACUUGGCUGGAAGGCAGGGAAGCGGAGACGAAUCAAAGGACGGGAGUAGAUUCUUUCGAAGGAGAGAAGGGGAUGGAAAUUUGGACGGGAGGUACGGAUGGUGUAGUGAGGGUGUGGGAAGGGGUAGGUAGGAAGGAAGGUGGUGUUGAGUGCGAUUGGGAGUGGAAAGCCCAUGACGAUCCAAUAGGCUCGACAGUGUUACACCCAUCUGGAACAGUCAUAGCAACUUGUUCGGGUCAAAGAAUUGAAACGAAUAUCGAUGUUGAUGUUAAUGAUGAUGAUACAUCAGAUGAAGAUAGCUCCGAUGAUGAAAGUGCCCCAAAUUCGCUGCAAUCCCCGCCUAGGACACCUAAAGACACAGGUAGAGCACCAGAUAACAGUUUAAAAGUAUGGAGUUUAUAACACGAAAGCCUAUUUCAAUUAUUUUAAUCUAUCUGUGAGCA